Molecule: messenger RNA, 4420 nt
Organism: Dendronephthya gigantea
Lineage: Eukaryota; Metazoa; Cnidaria; Anthozoa; Malacalcyonacea; Nephtheidae
Exons: 6
Coding region: 426-2030 (534 amino acids)
Source: RefSeq, a predicted model, not a curated record
GGGGGAGGAAAGAAGAAAGGGGUUAGGGAGGGGAAGGAAGAAAAGGAAGGAAACGCUUGCAGACAAACCCCCCGAAAUUGAAAAACUCCCUCUAUACGGUUGUCAUUAAUCCAUCCAAUCAGAUCAUUGGCGGAAGUAAAUACGUUUAAGCCACGUGCGAGAUCAAAGUUGACAUUUCGAUUUCUACGUGCGACAUGGAAAUAAGUUGAUCAUGAAAUGAACCCUAAUGACAACUGCAGGUUAUGCAAAUGCAACUUUAAGGUCAAAUUCGGUAACUCGAAACAAGCAAGCCACAUAUCUACCGAAAAUCUAUUCAAACCGUCGAAUAGAAAAGGAAGCCAAGGAGAGAUUUUAGCCGAGAUCUGCAAGAAUGUUGGACUUAUAGUGGUGAAAUCUGAAGGUGACUCGUCUCGUGUUUGUAAUCCAUGUGCUCGCAAAAUUCGAAAUGUUGGUUCGAUGUACAGUUUUAUUUUAAAAACUCUCUACAAUCGUCUACACCUACAACAGCAGUAUCAACUCCAGUGAAACCAAAUCCAGCAAGGAAACGCUUCUUAACGUCACCAGAAGGAAAGAGUCCUGCCCGCAAAUCGGUUCGUGUUUUGUCACCAAACGUAAACAAAGAGAACAAACCUACGAGAUCUAGGAAAACCCUUGCAUUCGAUAAUCAACAAGACAACGUGGAUCAAAACCUUAAUAUCGACGAUCUCCCUGAAUGUGGACUGCAAGUUAAGGUUGUCUUGCGAACCGAGUCUGGCAACGUACUCGUGAGAAUCCCCCGCGAAGAGGACUCGAAACGUUUGGUCCGACAUAUUUGCGAGAAGAAAUGGCACGCUGUUGCAAAUGCUCUCAUGAAACAUUCGGAGAUGUAUUCAGAAGUUGUAAAAGCAGUCAGCAAAAUCGCCGCAAAUGAAACCGCAAAUUAUGUAAAGACCGAGAGUCUGUUGUUGGCAACAAAGCCUGACGAAAUUAUUGGGUUCUCUAGCAAGAUAUUCGUAGAAGAACUGCGAGUGUUUUGCCCAAUGUUUUACAACAUAGUUGUUCAUGCUAGUUGCCUACAGUCGAACGAUGUCAAAAGCACAGGCACCAACACAAAUAAUGUGGCCCUUGCAUCUGCUAUUAUUUGCAAGCUAAGGAAUCCGAAAGCGUCAGCCCUUCAUCACAGGAUUUCCACUGUACUAUUUCAUAGUGGGACCAAGCACGACGAUCUUGUGAAAUUGAAUAAACUUGGUGUUUGUAUGUCCCCGAAACAAAUGGUUUGUUCGCAGGUGGAGAUGGGCAAGCAGCUUGAAGGAAAAGUUUGCGUUUGGAAAGCGCAAAUAGAAGAGCAAACAGGAGCUCAGUUGUUGCUCAAAGAAGUGCAAAUGAAGCAGGCAACAAGAAAGGAGGAAGAUGAUAUGGAUAUUGUAUCACAAAUAAAACUGGACGAAGAAACAGUGUCGAAAUACAAGACUUUCAGUCAACGAGGACACACACGUCUUCUUAAGGAAAUUGCAACUGUACAGCGUGAAGAAGAGCUAUCCACCUGUACAGAUGAAGUUUUGGAUGCUGUUGAGAGUAAACUGGAUAAGAGCAACAUGCCACUUUACAGAAUUGUGGGAGACAACAUAGACAAUGAAAAGUAUGUGCGUGUCCAGACCAAAAAGCACAUGAAUCGGUCUAUCCAUUGGACCCACCAGUUUGCUGUUCUGGAUAGGGUACAAGUCCCCAAUAUGGAAGAUACCAAAAGUCAGAGGCUUGUCAAAGAUUUGCAGUUCCGGGAACUUCUUCCUGACGUGAAGGUCCACACCAACUUGUUGAAGCGGUGGGCUGUGCUUGUUAGCAGAAUUGUCACCAAGUACAUGCAGUAUUUUGGCUCUCUCAAGAAAUGUACAAUCCACCACAUCAAACAUAAGCAUACACAAGAAAUAGCACCCCGUUCUGUUGUGUGUUGUUUAGGAAUGGAAUUCUUAAACCCCAACGUAGCUGGAGACAUGGCUCAGCUUAUGCAACACAACCAGAAAAAGUAUGUGCCAACGCUUGGUGACAGUUGAGAGCCAUUGAUUUGUGUACCAAUGCAUGGAGACCAGCUCUACGAAGAGAGAUCUAGAAAUGUGAAAUGGUCAUUUCGAGAUGGUCUGGAUCCGCUUGAGCAAUUACACGGACUGGAUACUAAGUUUGCCGACUGGCAUGCCAAGUAUACACUAUAUAAGUUUGAGUACAAAUUGUUUGUGGAUCAUUCAUCUGCUGGUGAGAUUGGGACAAGCAUGGCAAGCAUCAAUCGCACAGGCAAAACAAAUGCAGCCAAAGGAGUAGAGAAUCACUACAACGAAUACAGUGAGUUCCACUCAAGAGAAACCGAAGCCAUUGGCACCAUUGCCUACUGGCAUCAUUCAUGGAGCACAUGGGGAUGAAAAACUUAGAUGAUUCCCCCAAUGGUGUAACUCUACCUGACUCCGAUGCUCCUGGACCCACAAAAGGAAAAUGGCUGCUAGAUGUUUGUGAGGAGCAUGUUAAGAGAUUUGUCUUCAAUGCUGGUGAAAUGACUGGCCUAGUUGAACAAACAGAUCAACUCCAGCAAGAAGAGAGUGGCAGGUGGGUUUGCAGAGCUGAAGACUGUGAUGCCUCAUAUAAAUUGCAUUCAGGAAGAGUGAGGUAUUCAAAAAUAAAAACAAAACAUAAAUAGAGCACGAAUAAUAAGCAUGUACAAGUAUAAUGUGGAAUGGAUUGGGUAAAAAGAGCAAAUAAAGAAAUUAUUCACUUCAACCCCUCUAUUAGACUGUUAGUAUGAACAGAUUUGAGUGAUAGUCCGUCAUGGCCUAUCCUCCUACAAUGGUGUAGAUGAGCGUGAUCCACUUGGGUAUUACUACUGCAGAAUAGGCUGUGGAGAAGUCUUCAAAAGCAAAACCACACGGAAAAGACAUGAAGUGGGCAUACAUAAUGAGACUGUUCCACAAGAAGAGAUCCCCCAGGAAGAAAAAGUCGUUGCUCAAGAUUAUUUGUGCAAUUACCAUAGUACCAAACUUACAUUUGGAUUAAUUGUGAUGGAGUUUGAAGAUGCAAUCAAAGAAGGUGAUGGGGACAGGCUCUUUGAUAUUUACAAGGUUGCCCUUCUCUUGUUUAAGACCAAUGGCAACUAUAUAAGUAUGCCUAUGUUGUCCUCUUACAUCUGGUGAAAUGCAUAUGUUUCCUCCCAGAGAAACAGGCUUACAGUGCAAAGUGGAAUAGAUUUUUUAAUGGGAAUGGUAAGCAAGGAGGAAACAUACCCCUAGAUUUGAAAAAGGAGCAGCAAAAUAGAGUACUGAAAUCCAUGUGACGAUCAUUGGGACCAAAUUUAGAUAAAGUCAAUGCAGAAAGGGUUGCUGGAACUUUAGAGGCAGUUGACAGUAUUUACCAGUCUAUUAACAAUGAUUGUAAUACAAGUAUCAGAGGCCACAGGACUUCUUCAAAGGACAGAGAGGCUGUGGUACAAAUCACGGAUGACCUUGUAAGUCAGUCUGCCUUUAUCAAGACAGAUGGCCGAAAAGGACCCCUUCUUUUCCAGAGUUUAAAAGAAGCCUUUUUCACAACCUAGAUUAUCGUGACCUCCAUAAAUGGAUAAAAGAACAUGUGGAACUGUGGGGCACAAUCUAUGAAAAAUAAUUCGACAUUCAAAAUAUAUUAUCAGACCUUUCCCGAAUCCAGUGGGAAGAACAGCGAGUAAAUCGCCUUCUGUAUACAGCUGCUUUAACGAAGAUUUUUGUUCUUCACGUAACACUCGGGAGAAUCCGCGGUCUGCUAGAUAUUGUAAUGCUUUCUCUAACUCACUCUCAAAGUCCGCCAUAUUUUGCCGAUGAAUAGCACUCUGCCGGAAGUGGCCGUGACGCGGAUAUGACUGGACAGCCAAUCAGACGCCCCGUUCGCUGGCGAACGGUGUUUUUCAAAUUCGGGGGGGGGGGUUUGUCUGCAAGCGUUUCCUUCCCUUUCCUCCCUUCCCCCUCUUCCCUUCCCUUCACUCCCCUCCCUUCCCCCUUCCCCUUUCCCUUCCCUUCACUUCCCUUCCCAUAAACACAUUUAGUAAACAUUCUCAAUCACUACACCUGUAGUGCUCAUAUACUUUUAGUAAACCACACGGACCUAGUGCACAUAUAUACAUUUAGUAAACCAAGCGGAAACGCUUGCUACGCAGGCUACGAUUUUCACGGUAAGUCGCCAAUUAGCAUAUCUCUCUCCCUGAUAUACUAUAAUUAUUUCGAAUAAAAUCGUAUUGUCGCUUUCGAGUUGAAACACAGGUAGUAAUAUAGGCAAAUAUGUUUAUCUAUAAUAUGUUUACCGGAGGUGUUUACCAUACUUACCCUUGACGGGCAUACUCAAACCUAAGAAUGUGACUUUGUUCCUUUCCCUCACCAGCUCACUUAUUAUUGUCAGUGGCGUGCAGGAAACGAUAAUUAGGGGGAUGGCGAUA